Helianthus annuus (common sunflower) is the source of this 2295-nucleotide messenger RNA. RefSeq names its product pentatricopeptide repeat-containing protein At3g07290, mitochondrial. The record is from RefSeq and is a predicted model, not a curated record. Gene Ontology annotation, molecular function: protein binding. The transcript has a single exon. The coding region runs from base 1 to 2295 and encodes 764 amino acids. Lineage: Eukaryota; Viridiplantae; Streptophyta; Magnoliopsida; Asterales; Asteraceae.
AUGCGUUGUAACCUUUUUCGGGUUUUACACAAGGCGGUUGUUGCGUUUGUUAAAGACUGCUGUUGUUGUAGUGUGAUUGAUGGUUUGAGAGUGGUUGGUUUUGUUGAUGAAAUGAGGGAGUAUGGGUUCGGGAUUGGGUACCCGUGUUAUAGUACUCUUUUGAUGUGUUUGAGUAAGUUGCAGAUGGGUUUAUCGGCUUUUUCGGUUUAUAAACGAAUGGUGAAUGAUGGGUUUGUUUUGGGGUUGAUUGAUUACAAGAUGUUGGUUAAUGCUUUGUGUAAGAGUGGCCUUGUGCGAGCUGCGGAGACGUUUGUUUCGCGAGUUGUGAAGAUUGGGUAUGAUGUGGAUGUUCAUAUUGGUACUUCUUUGGUGUUGGGGUAUUGCAGGAUUGGUGAUGUUAAAGACGCCUACCAAGUGUUUGAUGAAAUGCGUAAGAGAAACGGGUGUGGUGUAAAUGAGGUGACUUUUACGGUAUUGAUUCAUGGUUUAUGUGAGGUGGGUAAGGUGUCCGAAGCGUUUCAGUUAAAGGAACAAAUGGCUGUUAAUGGAUGUCGACCAAGUACACGAACGUAUACCGUUCUUAUUAAAGCGGUUUGUGAUACGGGGUUGACCGAUAAGGCUAUGUGUUUACUUGAUGAAAUGGUGAAGAAGGGAAGUGACCCGAACGCUCAUACUUUUACGAUACUAAUCGACGGGUUAUGUCGGGAAGGUAGAAUCGAGGAGGCGAAUGGGAUCUUCAGGAAAAUGGUGAAAGACGGAUUGACUCCAAACACAGUUACGUUUAAUGCGCUUAUCAACGGUUACUGCAAACACGGAAGGGUUGUUUCGGCUUUUGAGCUUCUUGCCAUGAUGGAGAAAAGAAACAGUAGGCCGAAUAUUCGCACCUACAAUGAACUUAUGGAAGGAUUAUGUAGAAUUGGUAAGCCUUACAAAGCCAUGAUAUUGUUAAGAAAGAUAAUCGACAACGGUUUGUGGCCCGAGAGGCUAACUUAUAACAUAUUGGUUGACGGUUUCUGUAGGGAAGGUCAACUUGAUAUGGGGUUUCGGUUACUAAAAUUAGUUGAUUCGUUGUACUUUGUUUCCGAUCAGUUUGCUUACACAACUCUCAUCGAUCGGCUUUCCAAAGACGGAAAACUGGAUCAAGCAAACGGGCUAUUGGGAUUCAUGAUGAAGAAGGGAAUACAUCCAGACGAAGUGACAAUUACCGCGAUUAUUAACGGGUAUUGCAAGAAUCGUAGAAUAGAAAACGCGGUUACGGUUCUUGAUACAACUCUCUCGUCGAAAAAUCUUACUUUGACUGGUCCGCACAUCUUCAACUUGCUGAUUGAUGCUUUCAGUAAAGAUAUGAAAUUCGGUUUAGCAUAUGCAAUGAUCGCAAAGAUGUUGAAAUGCUGUGUAACUCCUUCUGUGGUGACUUACACGACUUUAAUCGACGGGUUUUGCCAAACUGGUGAUAUUAAUCGGUCAUUGGAAGUUUUUGAACUAAUGAAACGUUGUAAUUGCGCCCCAAAUGUGUACACUUACACGGUUUUGGUUAACGGGUAUUGUCAAACUGGGACAUUAGGGGAAGCGGUGAAGCUUUUAAACACAAUGUACGAUUCGGGUGUGUCACCAAAUGUUAUUACGUACACUAUAUUAAUUAAAGCAUACGUUAAAUCCGGUGAUUUGGAACAUGCAUUUGAAAUCUUGAAUGAUAUGGUAAAAAACAAGUGCCAACCAAACUUUGAGACGUUUUCUGCGUUGCUUGAAGGAUUAGUUAUCUCUAAAAGUGUUACCGACGGUUCUUUAACGGUGUUUAAAGAGUUGGGUUCUUCUCAUGUUGUUGAGUUCGUUCAAAAAGCGAAGAAACACGGUGUUGGGGAUUCCGAUCUUUAUAGUUUCUUGAUUACGGGUCUGUAUAAAGCGGGAAGAAUACUUGAAGGUGAUGAACUGGUUCAAGAAAUGAUGAGAAAAGGCUACUUUCCCGACAUAUAUGUGUGUUCUCAUAUCAUGGAACAUUUGUGUAAGCAACGGAAGUAUGACGAUUGUGUAGCGUGGAUGAAACGUAUGUUUGAUCGCGGGUUGAUGCCGUCUUUUGGAUUAUAUUGUUGUUUAGUUCGCGGUUUUCAAAAGGAAGGAAGGAGUGUUGAAUUGCAAGAUUUGAUGUCAGAUUAUUCGAGUAAAGCUGGUGUUGAGGAUAGAGAUGGAGUGUCAACAUACAUGGAUUUUUUGGUAAAUUGUGAUGAACAUGAUGAGUGUUUUGAGGUUUUGAAAGUUGUUGAGAGACUUAGUAAUCAAGAGAGACCAGUAAUCUAG